Cuscuta campestris is the source of this 1369-nucleotide messenger RNA. NCBI's taxonomy places the organism in Eukaryota, Viridiplantae, Streptophyta, Magnoliopsida, Solanales, Convolvulaceae. The record is from the annotation of a GenBank genome assembly.
UAAUAAAUUGUCGUUGUUUUGAUUGCAGGUUGUACAAAGCAAUCUUUGUCUUGGCAGGUUUGAGGCUACUGUAGAGUGGUUUAUGAACUUCCAUCCUCUACAAACCACAACACACCCUGCUUGGAUGAUAAAGGGGAUGUCCACAUUCCGGUGGGUAGAAAGAGGAAAGCUCAGCAUGCUAUGAUGUGUGAUAUUUUUAUGGAGCCAAAUGAGCACAUCAUCUCCUCUCACCAAGCAUCACAAAGCUUUUGAGACGCUCUUCCUAGAUCCUUGCCUUCCAACAUCCCAUCUCCAUCGUCCCAUUUCCCUUCCCCCACUAUGCCUUCAUCCAAUCUAUUGCAAAAACUCUUUGACCAACUAUCAAAGAAAAUCGAUAGCAUUGCAACAAGAAAAAUGAUUUGAAGUAUUGGAAAAAAAUGGAUGCUCUGACAACUAAAAUAAGGCAAUUUGUUGUCCCAGAUGUUACUCAAGUAGUCGAAGAACAAAAGAAAACUGUGAACGAGCAACUGUUGACGACAGCCAAGCUUUUGGCUGACACGAAAAAACUCUGCCGCGAGGGGGCUGUCGAGAUUAGGACGGUGGUCACCGAGGAGUCCCUCGCUAAGCUCGGGUUCGAGUUCGUCAGAGACGAUCAUCGUCACCAGCCGACUUUGCUUAGGGAUCUCCACGGGAAAGACGCUGAUUCAGGCCCCUUUGUCGAGCCAAAAGGAGAAGCCGAGGAUGACAUGCUGCUGCUGCGCCAUCUCAAAGUAGACCAAAAAGAAGAAGAGAAAAAGAACGUAGCUCCCCAUGGCAAUGAGCAUCGUCUGUCCUCGAGCCACGAGGAUCACUUCCAAGGUGGUGAUCGACGUGGAAGAUCAAGGAGAACCGACUCCCGCGGCGGAGUCGGGGGCGAUGGUUGUCAACUCCCCGUCACAGGCAAAGGCAAAGGCCGCCCUGGGGUGUUCGAGCUCGCCCGCCGAAUGAACACCCACCAGUCCGCUUUGGACGAGGUGAAGGAAGCAGUUGAGGCUGAGAAGAAAAAGCUACGGGACGAGACCGACCACCUCACGAAGGAGCUUCUGGAGGAAAGGACCCGCAGCUCCAACCUCGAGAGGGAGAAUCGCAACCUGCACAUACGCACCUGGUGGCCGAGCAAGAGGCCAAGAGGCACGACCUGGUCCGCCGCCUUGAGCAGUUGAGACCUUCAAGGCUUUUCUAGAGUUCCGUGUGACUGCUAUGGAGCAGAUGGACAAGCUGGUCCCCACGUGGGUCGCGAUCCGUCCUGGGAAAGACUUGCUGGUCCAACAGUCGAUGGUUCUCUAUCGGUUAGGACUCUUCUAGGCCCAACAGGUCUUUCGUCGCAAGCUGGCCCUGCUUCUGAAGGGGA